GCGCAGUGCGGAGCCAUUGUAGAAGUGCUCUACAGAGAGAGAGAGAGGGAGAGCCCAAAACCCUCAAAAACCUCGCCUUUUGAUCUGUCUUCCACCUUUUCUCGUCCUCUUUUCUUGGAAUAUAGGACUUCGGUCCGCUACCGCCGUCGGCGUUCGUUCGUUUUUGCGGGCAGAUUGAGCAAUGGGAGCGGCGAUACUGACGGAUCUCUUGACGGAGAUCCUGAUCCCGGUGGCUGCCGUUGUGGGGAUUGGGUUCGCCUUGAUACAGUGGGGGCUGGUGUCGAGGGUGAAGCUGUCGCCGGAGAAGCAGGGGCCGCCGGCGGGGAGUAACAACAAGAACGACUACUCGGACUACCUCAUCGAGGAGGAGGAGGGGCUCAAUGAUCACAACAUCGUCGUGAAGUGCGCUGACAUACAACGCGCCAUCUCCGAAGGCAAAUGCCAGAACAACUUUGGAAGCAAGAAAGGGUGUAGGAAAAGCUUUCAUUACUGCAUUCCGCUCUGGUGCAGUUAUGGGCUUUUUGCUUGCUGCAAAUGGGCUUUUAGUGCUUUACAUUGCAAUCAACCUAUUCAAGUUGUAUUACGGUGAUGACUGGGAAGGCCUUUUUGAGGCAAUUACUGGUUAUGGUCUUGGUGGAUCUUCUAUGGCUCUUUUCGGCAGAGUCGGGGGAGGCAUCUAUACAAAAGCUGCUGAUGUUGGUGCUGAUCUUGUUGGCAAGGUUGAGAGGAACAUCCCUGAAGAUGACCCGAGAAAUCCAGCAGUGAUUGCUGACAAUGUUGGAGAUAAUGUCGGGGAUAUUGCCGGAAUGGGAUCUGAUCUUUUUGGCUCAUAUGCUGAAUCUUCCUGUGCUGCCCUUGUUGUUGCUUCAAUCUCAUCUUUUGGAAUCAACCAUGAUUUGACUGGGAUGUGCUAUCCACUGCUUAUCAGCUCUGUGGGUAUUAUUGUUUGUUUGAUCACCACUCUGUUUGCAACUGACUUCUUUGAAAUAAAGAUAGUAAAGGAGAUUGAGCCUGCACUGAAGAAGCAGCUUAUAAUCUCAACUUUUCUUAUGACUGUCGGUAUUGCAAUUCUCAGUUGGAUUGCCCUCCCAUCUACCUUCACAAUCUUCAAUUUUGGUGUUCAGAAGCAAGUAAGAAACUGGCAGCUGUUCUUCUGUGUUGCAAUUGGUCUAUGGGCUGGCCUGGUUAUUGGGUUUGUCACUGAAUACUUCACAAGCAAUGCAUACGGCCCUGUGCAAGAUGUGGCUGAUUCCUGCAGAACUGGAGCUGCCACUAAUGUUAUUUUUGGGCUUGCUUUGGGAUACAAGUCUGUCAUCAUUCCAAUUUUUGCUAUUGCUGUCAGCAUCUUUGUUAGUUUUAGCCUUGCUGCCAUGUAUGGUAUUGCAGUUGCUGCUCUUGGCAUGUUGAGCACCAUUGCUACCGGUCUAGCUAUUGAUGCCUAUGGCCCCAUCAGUGACAAUGCUGGAGGCAUUGCUGAGAUGGCUGGAAUGAGCCACAGAAUACGAGAGAGAACUGACGCACUUGAUGCUGCAGGCAAUACCACUGCUGCCAUUGGAAAGGGUUUUGCCAUCGGUUCAGCUGCCUUGGUGUCCCUUGCACUGUUUGGUGCCUUUGUGAGUCGGGCAGCAAUAUCAACUGUGGAUGUUCUGACACCUAAAGUAUUCAUUGGGUUAAUUGUUGGUGCCAUGCUUCCUUACUGGUUCUCAGCCAUGACCAUGAAGAGUGUAGGCAGUGCAGCUCUGAAGAUGGUGGAGGAAGUUCGCCGACAAUUCAAUAGCAUACCUGGUCUUUUGGAGGGAACUGUGAGACCUGACUAUGCAACUUGUGUCAAAAUCUCUACAGAUGCCUCCAUCAGGGAGAUGAUUCCACCUGGUGCUCUGGUCAUGCUCACACCUCUCAUUGUUGGAACCUUCUUCGGUGUGGAAACUUUAUCAGGGGUUCUUGCCGGUGCCCUUGUAUCCGGCGUUCAGAUUGCAAUCUCUGCAUCAAACACUGGUGGUGCAUGGGAUAAUGCUAAGAAGUAUAUUGAGGCUGGGGCUUCGGAGCAUGCUAGAACCCUUGGCCCCAAAGGAUCAGAGCCCCAUAAGGCGGCAGUGAUAGGUGACACCAUCGGCGACCCGCUCAAGGACACAUCUGGACCCUCACUUAACAUCCUUAUCAAGCUCAUGGCCGUCGAAUCUCUCGUCUUUGCACCGUUCUUUGCUGCACAUGGAGGCAUCCUCUUCAAGAUCUUCUGAGAAGAGAUGCCAGCAGGGCAAUCCUGCACUUGAGGCUAGCAGCAUCUCCGUUCACCACCGCAUGUGUCAACAUCUUAUCCUUUUUGUUUUAUUCUCUCUUCAAUUUUACCUUGUGAUGUUUAGGCCUCUUUGUCUGCAUGUUUGUUUCAAGCUGUAGUUGAUGUGAAGAAGCUCCCAGGUCCGUCCACGUGUGUGCCCUUAGGGCAGCCAAAUUUUCCUUAUGGUAGAUAGAUGAUGAUGAUGAUGAUCAUAAUGCUGAUGUUUGCGAUGGUAAUGACAAUGAUGAUUGUUGUUAGGAGAGUGACAUAAAGUUCUUUAAA
Molecule: messenger RNA, 2557 nt
Organism: Elaeis guineensis (African oil palm)
Lineage: Eukaryota; Viridiplantae; Streptophyta; Magnoliopsida; Arecales; Arecaceae
Source: RefSeq, a predicted model, not a curated record